Aureobasidium musti is the source of this 744-nucleotide messenger RNA. NCBI's taxonomy places the organism in Eukaryota, Fungi, Ascomycota, Dothideomycetes, Dothideales, Saccotheciaceae. The record is from the annotation of a GenBank genome assembly.
AUGUUCGACAAUCCUGCGCUCUCUGACGUACAAGUCCACUUCUCGGGCACAUAUCUCCACGCCCACAAGUAUCAACUCGCAAAGUACUCGCCCUGGUUCUUUCAAGCCUUUACUGGUGCAUUUCCGGUAAGUCUUCAUGACAGAACCUUUCACGAAGUGUGCUUACUCACGGGCACAUCACAGGUCGCCAGGGGUAACAGGAUCGAUCUCGGCAACGAUGAAUCACCCUGUCUGGUUUUCCACAUGCUCAGCCACAUCUACGGUUUCUCCUAUCUCGACAUCGUUUACGACCCCAACGAUGACUUCCCUCAAGAUCCCUCCACAUCAACUUACAACUUCAAACUCUCCUACAAUCUCGAAAUCUUCAUCUUGGCCGACAAAUACGACGUUCCUUCUCUACGCACCCUGGCUGUUAACGCCUUUAUGCAAGAACUGCCCAAUACCUUGGUGGAUGUGAUGCUAGGAGAUGCGUUAUCAAGACUCUUUAGCAUCGUGUGUGCAGACAAGACACUCCAAGAACAGGUUUUGGAGUUUGUGUUUAAGAAGACCAGGUUCUUGACACUCUACAACAAUGACUUUAUGGAUAGGUUGUUCAGGCGGGAGAUCUUCGGCAAGAGGAUUACUAGAAAGGUACUUAAAGCCAUUCUGGCAAUUAGGGGUUGGGAUAACAACAGAAUUCUGAAUAGACAGCAUCAGAGAGCUGUGGAAUUGGCGAGAGCACUGGGAGUCAGAGUGGCAUAUUAG